CUUCCUCCAGCAACACAUCCUCUUCAUGUCCUACACAAUCUUCGGCCGCGCCAUCAAGAACGAGUACCUCUCCAUCGGGGUCCUGUCUACCGCGUUCGGAACGGCAUGGCUCGCAACGAGGGGUGGGUCAGAGGCGGACAAGAAGCCUGCGACGGUGCAGCAGGCUAAGGAGAGCGUUAAGAUUAAUGCUGGGUCUUCGGAGGAAGAACAAUUCAUUCAAAAAUUCAUUGCGGAGGCGGAGAAGGAGGGUGCUUCGACAGCUGCUGCUCACUAAGUGGUUGGGACGUGGUUGGACUCGGAAAGACGUGGUUGUUGUGGGGGGUGACUAGAGUACACACAUGCACGCUGUUUCGGACAGCGAGGAAUAGAUGUUAGAACGGAGCGUGAAUUCAGUUCAAUUCUCUUGGA
Molecule: messenger RNA, 408 nt
Organism: Laccaria bicolor S238N-H82
Lineage: Eukaryota; Fungi; Basidiomycota; Agaricomycetes; Agaricales; Hydnangiaceae
Exons: 4
Coding region: 26-274 (82 amino acids)
Biological process (GO): proton motive force-driven ATP synthesis
Source: RefSeq, a predicted model, not a curated record